CGUGGCCAGGCACGUGUUUUGUCAAAGUGUCGUCUUUGCUGCCACAACUGUCUCCUUCAGUACAGCUGCAGAAGGUAAUGGCACAGUUCAAAGCUCCAGCAGAGGAAACCCAACAAGCUGAAAGGAUAAAAGUGAGGAAAAGUGCAGAUUGGAGUUUAACACGAGAGAAGAUCAGAUUUGAAGUCCAGGAUCCAACAGCUCUGAUCACAGAUGAGGUUUAAAACGAGCGUCAGAGAGGAGUGAGCCGCCCUCACCGUCAGCAGCACUGCCCGAGACGCUCAGGCCCAGAGUCCUCCCUACAGGCUAAAGUCCUGCUGUCCACAUUUUCUACUCGAGAUUGUCCACCGCAGCAUUCAAAACUGUUUCUCCAACGCUUCUACCAAAAACUUAGACUGUUUUCCAAAUCAGAAGCGGCCCAGCCCCCUCAGUUGGAAGUGAUGGGGAGCCUGCGAAGCCACCGUUACAGCAUUGUGUCCUCGGAGGAGGAUGGCAUGAAGCUGGCCUCCGUCACUGUCCCAAAUGGCUACGGGAAUGGCGAUGUCAGCAAGAGGCACACAGAGCACCAACCUCAGAGCCGCUUUGUCAGCAAGGACGGCCACUGCAAUGUGCAAUUUAUCAACAUGAGUGAAAAAGGCCAGCGGUACUUGGCAGAUAUCUUCACCACCUGUGUGGACAUUCGCUGGCGCUGGAUGCUGGUCGUAUUCUGCCUCUCCUUCCUAUUGUCCUGGUUGAUUUUUGGCUUUGUCUUCUGGGUUGUGGCCCUCUGUUAUGGGGACUUAGAGAGUGACACUCAAAUAUGCGUUUCCAACGUGGACAGCUUCACGGCUGCCUUUUUGUUUUCAGUUGAGACCCAAACCACAAUUGGCUACGGUUAUCGCUAUGUGACAGAGGAAUGCCCCAUUGCCGUUUUCAUGGUGGUAUUUCAAAGCAUUGUGGGAUGCAUCAUUGAUGCUUUUAUUAUUGGUGCUGUCAUGGCCAAGAUGGCAAAGCCUAAGAAAAGAAACGAGACCCUGGUGUUCAGCCAUUAUGCCACGGUAGCUAUGAGGGACAGUAAACUUUGCCUGAUGUGGCGGGUGGGGAAUCUGAGGAAGAGUCACCUGGUGGAGGCCCACGUAAGGGCCCAGCUCCUCAAGUCCCGCACCACAGCAGAGGGAGAGUUCAUCCCUCUGGAUCAAGUGGACAUCGAUGUGGGCUUUGAUAGCGGCAUCGACAGAAUCUUCCUGGUGUCUCCUAUCACCAUUGUGCACGAGAUUGACGAGGAGAGUCCUUUCUACGAGAUGAGCAAACAGGAGUUGGAAACGUCAGAGUUUGAGAUUGUGGUGAUCCUCGAGGGCAUGGUCGAGGCCACGGCCAUGACAACUCAGUGUCGGAGCUCCUACGUGGCUAGCGAGAUCCUCUGGGGUCACCGCUUUGAGCCAGUGCUCUUUGAGGAAAAGAACUAUUACAAAGUAGACUACUCUCGAUUUGACAACACAUACGAAGUGCCCAGCACACCUUCCUGUAGCGCCAGAGACCUGGCCGAGAGGAAAUCCGAUGCUUCCAGUGUGAGGAACUCCUUUUGUUACGAGAACGAAGUGGCGCUGGAAAAAGCUGAGCUGGAGGAGGAGUUUGAAGAGGCAGAAAACAGGUUGAUGAGGGACCUCGAGGUUGCUCCACUUGAGGACGCAAGCGCUGAUCGAGGUUCAAGCUCUGAAUGCAACCGGGAUCCUUUGCCUUUAGAAUCAAGGCCCUUGACAACAGAAUCAGAAAUAUGACCGGUGAAAAAAGCCACAGGGGAUGUUAAAUUUAGCUUUAACAUUAGUC
Nematolebias whitei (Rio pearlfish) is the source of this 1803-nucleotide messenger RNA. RefSeq names its product inward rectifier potassium channel 2. Gene Ontology annotation, cellular component: plasma membrane. The transcript has 2 exons. Gene Ontology annotation, molecular function: inward rectifier potassium channel activity. NCBI's taxonomy places the organism in Eukaryota, Metazoa, Chordata, Actinopteri, Cyprinodontiformes, Rivulidae. Bases 438 to 1754 code for a protein of 438 amino acids. Gene Ontology annotation, biological process: potassium ion import across plasma membrane; regulation of monoatomic ion transmembrane transport. The record is from RefSeq and is a predicted model, not a curated record.